Molecule: messenger RNA, 598 nt
Organism: Chenopodium quinoa (quinoa)
Lineage: Eukaryota; Viridiplantae; Streptophyta; Magnoliopsida; Caryophyllales; Amaranthaceae
Product: 40S ribosomal protein S11-3-like
Exons: 4
Coding region: 141-380 (79 amino acids)
Biological process (GO): translation
Cellular component (GO): ribosome; cytosolic small ribosomal subunit
Molecular function (GO): structural constituent of ribosome
Source: RefSeq, a predicted model, not a curated record
UGAUUAGUGUAGCAGUUCGACAUUGUUGAAUUUGUUGAGUUUAUUUCACCUAAGGAGCUUACAUUGACAAGAAAUGUCCCUUCACCGGCUCUGUUUCAAUCAGGGGCCGUAUUCUAGCUGGUACUUGCCACAGUGCUAAGAUGCAGAGAACCAUUAUUGUUCGCCGUAACUACCUUCAUUACAUCAAGAAGUACCAAAGGUACGAGAAGAGGCAGUCAAACAUCCCUGCACAUGUGUCACCCUGUUUCCGUGUCAAGGAAGGAGACCACGUAAUCAUUGGUCAAUGCAGGCCUAUCUCAAAGACAGUGAGGUUCUAUGUGUUGAAGGUGAUUCCAGCUGGAGCUGCUGCUGGUGGAAAGAAGGCUUUUGCCGGAAUUUAAGGUGUUUUUUUGGAUAGAUAUUGUGAUGUAGCUAGGAUCUAUCACAGGGCUUGGAAAUUAGUAUUGUUUGCAGACCCUUGAAUUUUGAUACUUGAAGCAUUUUCAUGAUUAUUGAAUACUAUGUUUCUUUUGUUAAAAUCAUAUUGGGAAAUUGUAGUACAAACAUCUUUAUGGUAUCAAAUGUUUUGUCUUAGGACCUCCCGCAAGUUUUGGCAAUA